Messenger RNA from Paraphaeosphaeria sporulosa, 2148 nucleotides. Its product is annotated as cytochrome P450 reductase 2. Gene Ontology annotation, molecular function: FMN binding; flavin adenine dinucleotide binding; NADPH-hemoprotein reductase activity. The record is from RefSeq and is a predicted model, not a curated record. Gene Ontology annotation, cellular component: cytosol. The transcript is spliced from 2 exons. Bases 1 to 2148 code for a protein of 715 amino acids. NCBI's taxonomy places the organism in Eukaryota, Fungi, Ascomycota, Dothideomycetes, Pleosporales, Didymosphaeriaceae.
AUGGAGUCUUUCACUUUUCCUGUUAAGAUCAACGAGCUGCCAUCGACGCUUAAUCCACUUCUGCGAACACUGCAGUCUUCUUCAAUUCUUCCCGCCUUGAAACCCUCAAGUGUACCAGAUGGCAUUGCCGCCUUUCUUUUUCUUCUCUCCGCUCUUGGAUACGUAACGAGGGGCCGUCUAUGGGACAAGCCGGACCUUCACUACAAGGUCUGGUUCGAGCGUCCACAGCUGGCAGGUGGUGCCUCAAGUAUCAAGGGAGUCACUACUCGGAAUGUUGCGCAACGUUUGGAAGAGGGGGACUACCAAGCGGUUAUCUUCUGGGGUUCGCAGUCAGGUACUGCGGAGCGUUUUGCAGAAACCUUGGGUCGCGAGUGUUAUACUAUAUUCGGCAUCAAUGCGUUAGUAGCAGAUAUUUCCGACUAUGACGCCGAGUCCAUCGCAGACCUUCAACAGAAACAUUUCGCGAUCUUCCUCCUCAGCACGUACGGCGAAGGCGACCCGAGCGACAACGCCGCAGGACUUUGGGACUGGAUCAAGCGAAACAAGGACCAAGCAACUAGGGUGGAGAGCCUCCGAUACCUUGCAUUUGGUCUUGGGAACAGCAACUAUAAAUACUACAACCGAGUUCUCGAUGUUGUAGUCGACGCACUCGACGCAGCUGGGGCAACGUCACUUAUACCACCACAACGAGCAGACGAUGCUGAAGGUGCCACCGAGGAGGACUUCCAGUCAUGGAAAGAUGACUUGUUCGCAUUAUUUCGUGUCUUGGGAUACGAGCAGAAGGCCGUUGCAUAUCAGCCUACUGUCAGUGUCGAAUUCGGAGACAGUGCCCAGAGCGAGAAGGACGACUCCGUGCAUCAGAUUUCGGUGCACCACCAACAAACGUCACUGAACUCCGCCAUAUUCCCGUUACCUGUACGAAUCUCUCGCGAGCUAUUCACAGCCGGCGACCGCAACUGUAUUCACAUGGAGCUUGACCUUGGAAACAACGAUGUUGUCUACAAGACUGGGGACCAUAUUGGAAUCUGGCCGUGCAACCCUGAUGAGGAAGUUGAGCGACUUUUGGAAACCUUGGGACUCAGUGAUCGGAGGAAGGACACUCUGACGAUUGUAGCACUUGACGAUUCCGCGAAGCCUAAGGUGCCUUCUGGGAGCACACUUGAAGCUGCAUUGAGACAUCAUCUCGAGAUCUGCGCGUCCGUUUCUCGCAAGAUAGCCUUUGAUCUCGCACAAUUUGCUCCAACACCAGAAGCAAGAGCCAUGCUCACUGAGAUCGGCCAGGAUCGCACUCGUUACGAGCAGUUCACUUCGUCGACACACAUCACCCUCGCCCGCCUACUAAAACUGUCCAGCCCGCUGGAGCCAUGGACUGCCUUGCCGCUCUCGUUUGUACUGGAGAAUUUACUUUCACUGCAACCGCGAUACUACUCCAUUUCCUCGAGUUCCGUUAUUUCUCCACGCCGCAUCGCAUUGACUGCCCUUGUCGUGAACAAGGAGGUGGCAGACGAGAAUAAAAGCACCAUUCAUGGCCUGUCAUCAAACUAUCUCCUUUCUGCGUCAAAGCUUCCGUCGAACGCAAAGGCAGCCACACCAUCGUUCCAGCAUACCUCAUCCGUGAGUGGGGAGGUUGGGACUGUGUUUGCACAUGUGCGGAAAUCUAAGUUCAAGUUGCCGAUCACGUCUUCAACCCCUCUUGUGUUGAUCGCCGCAGGAACUGGUUUCGCUCCGUUCCGAGCCUUCCUCGCUGAGCGCGCUAAGCUGCAUGCUCUAGGCAAGCCUGUGGGCCGUAUGCUCUUGUUCUUCGGUUGCCGCAGUCCAGAAUCGGAUUACAUAUACCGCGAUGAGCUGGAGAAGCUACAGGAGACGCUUGGUGAUAGGCUCCAGAUUGUCACCGCCUUCUCAAGGGAUGGGAACAACAGGAAGGUCUACGUGCAGGACAGAGUAGCGGAGGAGAGUGAGACCGUGCUGGAGAUGCUCAAUGCAGGGGCAAACAUGUACAUCUGCGGGAAGGCUGGCAUGGCGAGGGAAGUUGACGGGAAGAUUGAAGAAGCUGCGACUCAGCAAAAGGGGAUGAACGGGAGCGAGGUCAAGAACUGGAGUGAUGGUCUAAAGAAGCGAGGGAAGUGGAGGGCAGACGUUUGGGGCUGA